Molecule: messenger RNA, 2189 nt
Organism: Pisolithus orientalis
Lineage: Eukaryota; Fungi; Basidiomycota; Agaricomycetes; Boletales; Pisolithaceae
Exons: 3
Coding region: 434-1996 (520 amino acids)
Source: RefSeq, a predicted model, not a curated record
GCUUCCGUGAAUCGUCACACGAUUACAUGUCAAGACAGGCCAUGAAGGAAAGGCGUUGCAACGUAUGUCCUAAUAACUUCGCGUCGGCGACGGGGAAAAGGAGCAGGAGUAUUGAUGGCCUCUAAUUGAAUGGCAGUUCUACGACGACGAAGGUCGUGCCAGGGUAUACAAGGACGGCACGAAAGGCUGCCCGUGGCCGGCACCUGUAUGCAACUUUGCACAUCCGAAUGAGCCAGCAUGGAGAAUUGCGAAGUCUUCCAAGCCGCCACGGAAAGACCUCGUGUUAGACGAUGACGACGGGUUUUAUUAUGUUCUUAUUGACAGCCGAAAACGUAGUUCAUACGACGAGUCCGCGGUGCACCGCCGUGGUGACACUCGCGGCGGCCAAUCGCCGACAAGCUCAAGGUCUGUCAGGAGGCCCAUCGAUGUGGAGAUGUCAAGCAGCAGACGUCGUUCUCGUUCGCCCGUUCAGCCAACGUCGGCACGCGAAGCAGGACCACCACAUCAUCCCAGGCGGGAGUCUGCGGAUCAUAAGCGUUAUACACCCCCUGGUAGCCCUCGAAGGACCAGGACGACGGAGAAUGGCCGUCGACCAAUACCCGACGCUGUUCGCAAAGGCUCGCCAGCAAGAACGCAGUCGGUAACUACGAAGAUGGGUGUCCCUAUGUCCUCUCGCACUUCUGUACCUCCCGAGCCUCCCCGACCUUACCCUUCACAACCACCGCCGCCAGCUCUUCCGCCUCUACCCACGGUACCUGCCUUCCUUUCUCAGCAAUCGUCUUCUAGAGAUGGUUUUUCAUUGACACGAGGGAUGAAGGGGUUGUCCCUGGACGAGCAGCGCAAGGUUUGGCAUGAGAGAGUGGAUUUGAUGUUCACCUCUAUAACAGCGCGACGCGAGUAUGCCAAAAUAGAAAGCGAUCUUGAGAGCAUGCGACGGCUCAGUCAGUCGUCGUGCAUAACUGGCCUGUCCGAGGAGGACAAAUCACGCAUCAACGAACAGAAGAUAGCCCUCGAACGUGAAUUGGAAAAGAAACGAAAGGAGGUCAACGAUGUCAUACAACAUCUCAUAGGGACCGAGUUCUGGCCUGCCCUCAAAACACCAGAAUUACAGGGUCUUGAAAAGACAUUGGCAGAGGUGAAAAAGCACGCCUCGGAUGUGAAGAGUUCUCUGGAGGACCUGCAGUCGAGUUGCAGUGCAUUGUUUAGCUCUCAAGCCACCCAGAUAGGUCAAAAUCCCGAGGAACCUGAUGGUACGGAACGACCCAAAAAACGAAGGCGUUUAUCAGAAGGGGAAGUCUCAGAAGAUGAUGCCUCUGGCGGUGUCGGUUACCGGCCGGCCGAGCUGGAAGAAUUUCGUGACAAGUUGACUGGGCUAAGCCGUCAGAUAUCGGAUCUAGAGAAUCACAUCAACCAACGCCAUCAGGUCAUGCAUGACGAAAUGGAACUGCGAAUAAACGAGAGACUAGAGGAAGAAGGGUAUUUCUCCGACGUGGAGGAGAUACGGGUCCCCCAGGCCGACAUCGAGGCUGUCGUGGAUACGCACAACUCAGCGCUCGUGCAAAAUAUUCAGACCACCGGAGGUGAAGUCGGUCAGCUGGCGGAAGAAGUGGCAACUUUGAUCAGUCAACGCCACGAGCUCGAGCAAAGAUGCAAGCAUAUGGAAACGGAGAACGAAAACCUGAGAAAUGCCAUCGCGGAGCUUACCGCGACAUGCGAUUCGGCAAACCCAGAAGCCAUAAGCAAAGAAGUGGAGGCCCUGAAUGCUGCCCUGCAAGCCUAUAUCUCACAAGUACCUCCCAUUGAAAAGAGGCUGCCGGUGGAGUACAUCAUGGAGCUGCUGGAUGGUGAGAUAGUCAACCUCGUGAGGGAGCAGUUUAUGCCUUUACUGGUCAACAUCCGGCAAGAGUUGGUCGACAAAGCACAGGAGAACCAUCAACGGACACUUUUCGCAAAAAAUCGCACUGUCGAUAUGAAUGGUUUGUCAGCCCGAAGCUGAGUCUCAUGCGAUGCCUGAGAUUCGUAGGUAUGCGAGCAUUUAUCGUAGUUUCAUCCUUUGUCCAUAGUAUAGCUCCAUGUGCGACACAAUAAUCAAUCAAAUUCCGAGUAAUCUUGCCUAAAUGCCGCUGUAUAAGCCAUAAUGGUACUAUACACCAAUCUAUGUUUCCCCCCAAAAAACAUGUAAGCAUCCG